AUGGCGUCAAAAACGGCUCAAAAUCCUCCCACGAUUGCGAUUUCCACACCAUCAGCGCUAAAGGCACCGUCGUCCUUGUCACUGUCGAACGUGUCCAUGCCAUCGACAACCUCGACGUCAUCACCCUCGAGCAUGUCCUCGACAAUGUCGAUUUCAGCCCCAGAACCCGGCAUGCCAGCAGCAGCAACAGCAGCCGCAGCAUCAACCAACAACACCACCUCGUCGUCGUCGUCGUCGUCGUCGUCCUCGACGAUCGUCAAGCAGGGCUGGUUGUACAAACGCGGAGAACACAUCAAGAAUUGGCGCUCGCGUUACUUCAUCCUGAAAAGCAACGGCACGCUCGAGGGCUACAAGGUACGGCCGGGAACGCAGGCCUACACGGAACCGUCGAACAACUUCACCGUACGCGACUGCCAGAUCAUGUCCGUCGAUCGUCCGCGUCCGUUUACGUUCAUCAUCCGCGGGCUGCAGUGGACCACCGUGAUCGAGCGGAUGUUUCACGUCGAGGACGAAGAAGAACGCAAAGCGUGGGUGGAAGCGAUCCGCAGCGUGUCGAACAAGCUCAACGAGGAGUACCAGACGAAGCUGUCCCAGCAGAGUGACGAGGAUUGCGAGAUGGGUUCGAUCGCCGCCGAGGACGAGUUCGAUCAGAAUCGCGUCGAUAAAACGCUCGUGUACGGUAUGACCACGGAGAAGAUAGGUGGCAAACGGAAGGUGACACUGGAAAACUUCGAAUUCCUCAAGGUGCUCGGUAAGGGCACGUUCGGGAAGGUGAUCCUGUGCCGGGAGAAAACCACCGCAAAGCUGUACGCGAUCAAAAUACUGAAGAAGGACGUCAUCAUCCAGAAGGACGAAGUCGCUCACACACUGGCCGAAAGCCGCGUCCUAAAGACGACCAACCAUCCGUUUCUGAUAUCAUUGAAAUACUCCUUCCAAACCGUCGACCGGCUGUGCUUCGUGAUGCAGUACGUAAACGGGGGCGAACUGUUCUUCCAUCUGAGCCGCGAAAGGAUAUUCCCCGAGGAUCGGACCCGGUUCUAUGCUGCCGAAAUCAUCUCCGCACUCGGCUAUCUACACUCGCACGGCAUCAUCUAUCGUGAUUUGAAGCUGGAAAACCUGCUGCUGGACAAGGACGGGCACAUAAAGAUUGCCGAUUUCGGGCUGUGCAAGGAGGACAUCACGUACGGUCGAACGACGAAGACGUUCUGCGGUACGCCGGAAUAUCUCGCCCCGGAAGUGCUGGAGGAUAACGAUUACGGUCACGCGGUUGACUGGUGGGGAACGGGUGUCGUGAUGUACGAGAUGAUUUGUGGCCGGUUGCCGUUCUACAACCGCGAUCACGACAUCCUGUUCACGCUGAUCCUGAUGGAGGAGGUUAAGUUCCCGCGGAACAUAAGCGCGAAUGCGCGCAGCCUGCUGAGUGGGCUGUUGGUGAAGAACCCGAAGCAGCGCCUCGGUGGUGGCCCGGAGGAUGCGAAGGAGAUUAUGGCCCAUCCGUUCUUUGCCAGCAUCAACUGGACGGAUCUGUUGCACAAGCGCAUAACGCCGCCGUUUAAACCGCAGGUCACGAGUGACACGGAUACGCGCUACUUUGAUCGGGAGUUUACCGGCGAGAGUGUCGAGCUGACGCCAUCGGACAGCAACGGGGUGUUGGGAGCGAUUCAAGAGGAGCCCCAUUUUUCGGAAUUCAGCUACCAGGACAUGGCAUCCACCAUGAACACACCGAGUCUGAUGAACCAUUCGCAUAACUAUCCUCCGAUGCAGUGA
This is a messenger RNA of Anopheles nili, 1767 nucleotides long. RefSeq names its product RAC serine/threonine-protein kinase (gene Akt). Gene Ontology annotation, molecular function: ATP binding; protein serine/threonine kinase activity. The coding region runs from base 1 to 1767 and encodes 588 amino acids. The record is from RefSeq and is a predicted model, not a curated record. Gene Ontology annotation, biological process: protein phosphorylation. The transcript has 5 exons. Lineage: Eukaryota; Metazoa; Arthropoda; Insecta; Diptera; Culicidae.